AUGAACCACGGCGGCGAGAGUCUGAAGAAGCAAGCCAUUCAGAAAGCCAAGAACAUUGCCCACGCCGUCCCGUCGUCGAGCAGUAACAACAACAACAACAACGGCAACGGCAGCACGGGGAAUGGCAAGAAGCGCCGCAAGCAGGAUCUGAAGCCCAUCAUCACCACCGAGGAGCAGCAGGCGGCGGGUGGAAACAACAACAACAACAACAACAACAACAACCCAUAUAGGUGAGCAGCCCCAUCUCAGCAUCUCCUGUCCUGAAUCAUGCACUUGGGCAGCACUGGUGGUGAGGUGGGCGCGGCGCGGCGCGGAAUGGAAAGGGAAGCGGCAGCACCGCCAGUGGCAGCGGCAGCGGCAGCGACAGCGACAGAAGCAGAGGAGGAGACGGCGGUGGUGAGUGAUGAGAGGUGAGGCUCAUUUCAUGAACUUCAUCAAUUCAUCACUGCUCCUACCUACAUGUACCGUCGUCGCUGGGCUCGGCUUCUGCUCUGCUCUGCUCUGCUCUGCUCUGUGCUGUAGCUGUGCUGUGCUUUGCUUUGCUUUGCCCGCCUCCGCACGCCGCCGCCGCCGCCGCGACGUUUUAACUCCAGGCCCGAGACUUUCCUUGGCCAACAUCGCUGCCCAGCCCAGCUCCAUCCUGCCCACCUACCACCUACCACCUACCACCUACCACCUACCACCUACCUUACCCAAACUACCUAGCCUGCACCCAUCCACCACCCACUGACCUGUGCUGCGCUGUUGACCUCACCGUCACCAACCUGCACACUGCACUCACACGCCGCUGCGCCUGCGCCUGCUCCUGCUCCUGCUCCUGCACCUACCACCUACCACCGAAACCCCCACAUCCCCAUCACAUCAUCCGCCACACAUCCAUGGAAACCACUGACCUGAUCGCGCCCUCGCCGCUGUCAUGAUCUCUGCCUCCAUAUAAUGCUGACCCCCGAUCCGCACAACAGCGCGCAGAGCAACCAGUCCCCGUUGAACCACAGCAAGCCCGUCUACGGACACGACCUCCACCAAUCCCCCUCCGGCUCCGAGUCCUCAGGCGACGAGGGCACCGAAAACACGGCGGACGAAGAGGACUCCGAGGACUACUGCAAGGGUGGUUACCACCCCGUGCAAGUAGGCGAACAAUACAAAGAUGGCAAAUACACCAUAGUGCGCAAGCUGGGAUGGGGCCAUUUCUCCACCGUCUGGCUGUCCAAGGACAACACCACCGGCAAGCACGUCGCCCUCAAGGUCGUUCGCUCCGCCGCGCACUACACAGAGACCGCGCUCGAUGAGAUCAAGCUGCUCAACAAGGUCGUCGAGGCCAACAAGGACCACCCGGGCCGGCGCCACGUCGUGAGCUUGCUCGAUUCCUUCAAUCACAAGGGACCGCAUGGCAUGCACGUCUGCAUGGUCUUUGAGGUGCUGGGCGAGAAUUUACUGGGUCUGAUCAAGCGAUGGAACCACCGCGGAAUCCCCAUGCCUCUCGUCAAGCAGAUCACCAAGCAAGUGCUUCUCGGACUCGACUACCUGCACCGCGAGUGCGGCAUCAUCCACACCGAUCUGAAGCCCGAGAACGUCCUCAUCGAAAUCGGCGACGUCGAGCAGAUUGUCAAGACAUACGUCAAGGAAGACGCCAAAGAGAAGGACGAUCACCGCAAUGGCCGCCGACGGAGACGUACUCUAAUCACCGGUAGCCAACCUCUCCCGAGUCCCCUCAACACCAGCUUCUCACAGUCCGAUCUCGCCGACUUCCCCGGCAGUACACAGAGCUUGAACAAGAUUGUCAGCGAAGGAAAAGGUAAUUCGCCCAUCAAAGGGGCGUCGCCGACGUCCAAGGAUGGCGCUGAAAUGAGCGGUGCUAUAGGAUCUUCAUCACAAACCACGCCGCCAAAAUCGAUGCUCGAGAGUCUCGGCAUCAAGGCCGAUGCAUCCGGUGCUGAGGCCCUGUCUUCCGACAAGGACCCGCAGAAAGAGAGAGAAAAGACCGCGUGAGUAGACUCGCCUCCAGUGGCCCUCAGAGUGUUCAGGUGUGACUGAUUGCAGACGCAGCGAAAUCCUCGCAAAUAAUGUUUCAGAUAUGGAUCUUGGCAAGUCCCACGCCGUCAAGCCCAAGGAGACGGGCAAACAGGACGAUGGCAUCGACAUCAUUUCGGUCAAGAUUGCAGAUCUGGGCAACGCAUGCUGGGUAGGACACCACUUCACAAACGACAUCCAAACCCGGCAAUAUAGGUCGCCAGAGGUCAUCCUUGGCGCGAAGUGGGGCGCCAGCACGGAUGUUUGGAGUAUGGCAUGCAUGGUAAGCUGAGAAUCGGAUUCAAUAUGUCUUGAUGAGACGUCUGACGGUGGCGCCAGGUGUUUGAGCUGAUCACUGGAGACUAUCUCUUCGACCCGCAGUCAGGCACCAAGUACGGCAAGGACGACGAUCACAUUGCGCAAAUCAUCGAGCUUCUGGGCACGUUCCCCAAAAGCUUGUGUAUUUCGGGCAAAUGGUCGCAGGAGAUAUUCAAUCGCAAGGGAGAGCUGCGCAACAUUCACCGCCUACGACACUGGGCUCUACCGGACGUGUUGCGGGAGAAGUAUCACUUUUCGGUCGAGGAGAGCAAGCGGAUAGCGGAUUUCUUGCUGCCCAUGCUCGAGCUGCAGCCUGCAGAGCGGGCCAACGCUGGCGGGAUGGCCAAUCAUCAGUUCUUGGACGGCACGAAGGGCAUGGACCCGGUGAAGCUGGAGAUACCCGUGGGAAGCAAGGGUGAUGGCAUAGAAGGCUGGUCGACAGAGGUCAAGAAGGUGCGGUAG
Lecanosticta acicola is the source of this 2790-nucleotide messenger RNA. The record is from the annotation of a GenBank genome assembly. Lineage: Eukaryota; Fungi; Ascomycota; Dothideomycetes; Mycosphaerellales; Mycosphaerellaceae.